Molecule: messenger RNA, 1384 nt
Organism: Pogonomyrmex barbatus (red harvester ant)
Lineage: Eukaryota; Metazoa; Arthropoda; Insecta; Hymenoptera; Formicidae
Product: tRNA N(3)-cytidine methyltransferase METTL6
Source: RefSeq, a predicted model, not a curated record
CACGCAGUAGGUUUCUCGUCCAUUUUCUUCCGGCAUCUCGACGUGUGAGGUUGAUUACGUUCCUGAUCGAUUUGAUUAUAAAAUCGGAAAGAAAGAAAAAUGAAUAAAUCUAUCAGAGAUGCUAUAUCAAAUGUGGAACACGUGGCGAAGCGGCUCACGCCAGAGGAAAUCGAUAAAAUGAAGGCACAGGAUUCUCGCCUAGUAUCUGAAUUUCGUGCAAAUCAGCUCGAGAAAGACGCGAAAAAGCACUGGGAUUUAUUCUACAAACGAAAUGAUACAAGAUUUUUCAAAGAUAGACAUUGGACCACGCGAGAAUUUGAUGAGUUACUAGGUUUGGGCGGCAACGACGGUCAAAAUGUCCUUCUCGAGGUGGGAUGUGGAGUCGGAAAUUUCGUUUAUCCAUUGAUAGGAGAUGGAUUGAAAUUUCAAAAAAUAUUCGCGUGUGAUUUAUCCCCGAGAGCGAUUGAGUUGUUUAAGAAUCACACAUUAUUCCAUCCGGAAACAAUGAAAGCUUUUCAAACGGAUAUUACAUUAGAAAAUUGUUUCGCUGAAAUUAAUUGUCCAGUUGAUGUUACAACUCUCAUCUUUGUAUUAUCAGCUAUUCAUCCUGAUAAAUUUUACAAAGUUGCCCAAAAUAUGUACGACGUUCUUGGCAAUGGAGGAAUCUUACUUUUUAGAGAUUAUGGGUUGUAUGAUAUGGCACAAUUGCGGUUUAAACCUGGACACAAGAUUAGUGAGAAUUUCUAUAUGCGGCAAGAUGGAACCAGGAGUUAUUAUUUUUCUGUAGAACAAAUAGUAAAUUUAUUUGAAUCUGUUGGUUUUCAUACACUGAAUUGUGACUACAUAAAAAGACGUACGAUAAAUGUAAAGGAAAACAUUGAUGUUCCAAGAAUCUUUGUUCAGGCAAAGUUCAAGAAAUCUUGAAUAUGUAAUAAUACAAAGAUAUUAUAAUUCAGUAACACUUUAUGAUGAACUAUAUAGGAUUGAAAUAAAAAUGACAGAUUAUGUGAAAAAUGUAUUAUACAUGAUUUAAUGCACGUAAUCGAAAAACGACAUAGUCGACAUUUAAGACAUAUUACUAUCAGACUAUGGAUAUAGACUACCAGCUGGAAGGAGGAAAUCUUCCUUAAAUAUAUUAUAUGUUAUCAGAUGGAAUGAUUAAAAGACUGGAAAAAGAAAAUCUUCCUUAAAUAUACUAAAGAAUUAGAAUGAUGAAUGGCUUUGUGUAGGAAUGAUUGACUCAUAAUCAGAUGUUCCGAUUCACUCUUGUGAACUCUGUUUAUUUGUUUAUAAGGGAUUGAUUAACGAAUGAAGUUUUAAGUGAAAGAUGAUUCUAUUCAUUCCGAGAACAAAUUUAUCUUUAUACAUAUUACGGAAAAAAAAA